This is a messenger RNA of Ostertagia ostertagi, 1698 nucleotides long. NCBI's taxonomy places the organism in Eukaryota, Metazoa, Nematoda, Chromadorea, Rhabditida, Trichostrongylidae. The record is from the annotation of a GenBank genome assembly.
AUGGGAGCUGCUUUUUCAGGAAAUAAAGGAGAUCCUGUAGAUCCUGAGGACCGAGACAAAGCCGCUGGCGAAGACAGGAGACCAGUAGAUGUAGCAGCACUGGAGCCGGUGGCAGUCAUUCAGAACUCACGCGAACGUGUCGUUCCUCCUGAUGAAGUAGCUUACCUUACACCAGUUCCGCCCAAUUAUUUGACUCGUGAACAACUCGUUGAUUUAUCGAUAAUGGCCGCUUCUCAACCCGAACCUGUUUAUUCUCCUCCCGUCGACAAAGUCGAUGCUUAUCCAUUAACUCCUGAACGAAAAACCGAUUCGGAAAAAGUUGUCGAAAAGCGAAAAGUGAAGAAACUCGGGCCAGGUGCUCAAAGAAAAAUAGUAGAGACGACCGAAAGGACCAAAGAAACGAUCAUAGACGACGGCCAAACGAAUGUUGUGGAGGAAAAAGAAGUGAGAAAGACGGUCGUCGUUACAACUGAAAAAUACGAGGAUCCGCAUCAGAAACAGCAAAGAGCAGAAGAAGUAGCAGUAGCAGAAAAAGAACAAACAGUAGUUCUAGCUGAUCUAAAACAACAUGAUAUCUGGCAGUCCGCCGACAUCAGACAACCACCAGAAGUUGGCAAAGAGCAAGUCAUUCUCAAUACCCUACCAGAGCAGGGUCUUAAAGUGGUGGCACAUAGGGAAGAAGUGGAACAAAAGAAGGAACAGAUUCCAGAAACAAUGGUACAGAAGAUGGAACAGCUUCCAGUCGAAAGGGACAUUUCCUCUCGUGGAGCAACUGAAGCGCUAGAAAGGCAGGAGAAGCUGGAACCGCUCCCAGUAGAGAAGGAGUCUUCUCGACGUGGAGCAGAUGAGGCGAGGGCACAUCGAAGAGUAAAAUCAAGCAAAAAGAAAAGACGUUCUACGACUAAGAGUGAUAAAGUUGUUACUAGGAAGCAUGAAGUGGCUAAGGAGGAAGAACCUCCCAUAGAAGUCAUUAGUCCAGCAAAAACUCCAGAAAAAAGAAAAGCUGAAACGCCUGUCACGACACCAACAGUUUCACCUCUACCACGGCAACAUCGUAUGGAAGGUGUGUUUGUGAAACGCCAACCCCCAGCCAUUAGCCCAGCAAUGGUACCUCCUAAUGCACUAAUCGAACAGCAAUUCGCAGCACAGAAAGCGGAACCUUCUACAGCAAAGGAAGCGAGGAAAGAGCCAGCUGCGGUCAAGAAGGAACCACCUCCGCAAGAGCUUUCACAGCAGAAAGUCAGUACUACGACUACAGAAAAGACUACAGAAAAGGUUGUUGUAAAGGCGCAUGAGAAAGGUGAAGUUGAAGCUCCAGCGAAGAAGAAGGAGCCCACGGUAGCUGCAAAGGAGGAAGAACCUCCUAUAGAAGUCAUCAGUCCAGCAAAGACGCCGGAAAAAAGAAAAGCUGAAACGCCUGUCACGACACCAACAGUUUCACCUCUACCACGGCAACAUCGUAUGGAAGGUGUGUUUGUGAAACGCCAACCCCCAGCCAUUAGCCCAGCAAUGGUACCUCCUAAUGCACUAAUCGAACAGCAAUUCGCAGCACAGAAAGAGAAACCUUCUGCAGCAAAGGAACAGGCACCAAAGGAAGAGGCACCGAAGAAAGAGGUAAAAGAACCCAGCCCCGGCCAAGAAAGAGGCACCUCCAGAAGUGCCGACGCCGCAAAAAGUCACAACUACAACUUCAGAUAG